Molecule: messenger RNA, 597 nt
Organism: Triticum turgidum subsp. durum (durum wheat)
Lineage: Eukaryota; Viridiplantae; Streptophyta; Magnoliopsida; Poales; Poaceae
Source: the annotation of a GenBank genome assembly
AUGACGGUCGCCGAGCUGCUCCGCGCCGAUCUCGAGGAGCACGAGAUCGAGGAAGAUGAGCCUAUCCUUGAGGAUGAUGAUGACGACGAAGAUGAUACCGAGGAUGAGGAUGAAAAAGAUGACGAUGAUGUUGAGGGAGGUGAUGCUGGUGGAAGAUCUAGGCAGAGUAGGAGUGAGAAGAAGAGCAGGAAAGCCAUGGAGAAGCUUGGCAUGAAGGCCAUUACUGGUGUGAGCCGUGUAACUAUCAAGAAGAGCAAGACCGUUAUGUAUGUCCUCUCGAAGCCAGAUGUGUUCAAGAGCUCGCAGUCAGACACCUAUGUCAUGUUCGGGGAGCUCAAGGUCGAGGACCCGAGCACUCAGCUGCCGACACAAGCGGCGGAACAGUUCAAGGCGCCAGGCCUGAGCAGUGUGAUCUCGAAGGACGAGCCAUCCGUGGCAACAGCCCAGGACGAUGAGGAGGUCGAUGACACUGACGUUGACCAGAAGGACGUCGAGCUCGUGAUGACGCAGACCUCGGUGUCGAGAUCCAGGGCUGUGAAGGUGCUCAAGGCUGUGGAUGGCGACAUUGUCAGCGCCAUCAUGGAGUUGACUAACUAG